Molecule: messenger RNA, 3220 nt
Organism: Labrus mixtus (cuckoo wrasse)
Lineage: Eukaryota; Metazoa; Chordata; Actinopteri; Labriformes; Labridae
Gene: foxa3
Product: forkhead box A3
Exons: 2
Coding region: 392-1792 (466 amino acids)
Biological process (GO): regulation of transcription by RNA polymerase II; anatomical structure morphogenesis; cell differentiation
Molecular function (GO): transcription factor binding; protein domain specific binding; RNA polymerase II cis-regulatory region sequence-specific DNA binding
Source: RefSeq, a predicted model, not a curated record
AGGUUCCUCUGCUGGAUUUGCGCGCUUCACCUCCGCCUGCUGCAGCGGGAAAAAAAAAAAAACGGGCCACAAGAAGAAGUGUCCAUCUGCUGAGCCGUGACAAGAUUAAAGUUAUAAAACAAUGGAUGACUGACAAACAGCCUGAGAAGUUUUGACUUUAUUUUUGUUAGCCCGGGAGAACAGCGUCCACUUCUUCUAAAACUUUUUUUUUUACAGCCAUCAUUUUCUUCUUCGUUCGUGACAAAAGGAGACAGCGGUGUAUUUGGAUCUUUCCCCCUGACAUCUUCAAUCUUUGCAAAGGAUUUUAAACUUAUUUUUUUUGUUAUAGAUUUUUUUUUUUAACCCCCUCGGUGAUAGAAAAGAGUUUCUCCUUCAUAGACUUGUGUUGGGGAUGUUGAGCUCUGUGAAGAUGGAAGCCCAUGAUCUACCAGAGUGGAAUACUUUCUACAGCGAGGCAAGCGAGAUGUAUUCCUCUCCCAACGCCAUGAACUCUGGUCUCGGCUCGAUGGGCUCCAUGGGAACCAUCAACAGCUACAUCAACUUGAACCCGCCCAUCGCCUCCCCCGCCGGCAUGAACAUGGGGUACCCGAGCUCAACGCUCAGCAACUCCCCGCUGGCCUCGAUGGGCUCGGGGCCCGGUCACAUGUCCCUCUCCCCGGGGGCCUCGUCCCUCAGCUCGGGCGCUCUGACCCAGCUGGGCCCCUCGGCUCCGGGCUCCCUGAGCUCCCUGUCCCACUACCAGAACAUGGGCCAGUCCAUGAGCCAGCUGGGAUACCCCUCCACAACCAGCCUGAGCCGCGCCGGGCCAAAGGAGAUCCCCCCGAAGCCGUACCGCCGCUCCCUGACCCACGCCAAGCCGCCCUACUCCUACAUCUCCCUCAUCACCAUGGCGAUCCAGCAGAGCGGCAGCAAGAUGCUCACCCUCAACGAGAUCUACCAGUGGAUCAUGGACCUGUUCCCCUACUACCGCGAGAACCAGCAGCGCUGGCAGAACUCCAUCCGCCACUCUCUGUCCUUCAACGACUGCUUCGUGAAAGUCGCUCGCUCGCCCGACAAGCCGGGCAAAGGCUCGUACUGGACCCUGCACCCGCAGUCGGGGAACAUGUUCGAGAACGGCUGCUACCUGCGGCGCCAGAAACGCUUCAAGAUCGAGGAAAAGCUGGCCAAGAAGGCGGGGAAGAACCAGGAGGGGGGCUCUGGAAAGGGAGGUCACGGUGGGGAUCACCUGAUGGAGGACCACAGCCCCACAGGAGGAUCAGAGGGCGCUGACUCCGCCCACUCAGACAACUCCCACCCCGGCUCCUCGGACGACCAGCCGCACCAGCGGAACUCCCUGGUGCCUCUGGACUGCCCCGCGCUGUCCUCCUCACACCUCCACAGCCCGCCCGUUUCCCUGCCUCCCCCUUCCUCCUCCUCCUCUUCCUCCAUGCCUCCUUCCGGCCUCUCCCUGUCAGCCUCCUCCUCCUCCAUCCUUCAUCCACAGUCUUUAGUGGGGGGUCCCCACCUCCUGCCCAGCGCCAUGCAGCAGCACAUUGACCUGCAGAGCGACGCCCUCAAGUCCCUGGACCCCCACUACAACUUCAACCACCCGUUCUCCAUCACCAACCUCAUGUCCAAUGAGCAGAAGAUGGACCUCAAGUCCUACCAGGACCAGGUGAUGGCCUACAACAGCUACACCGGGGGCUCUCCUGUGGGGGCCAAGCAGAUCUAUGACAGCCAGGGGCCCACCUCCAUGGACUCAGGCGCUUACUACCAAACUCUGUACAGCCGCUCGGUGCUCAACGCCUCCUAAUGUGGACCCACACACACACACACACACACACACACACACACACACACACACAUCUGUCUGUGGAGCCAAGAUGGAGACUUCUCUUCUCCUCUAAAAUGGACACCAGAGCUCUCUCUCUCUCUCUCUCUCUCUCUCUCUCUGUCUUCCUCUUUCUCUCUCUCUCUCCGGCUCUCGUCCAGCGGCCUCUGAAGAGACUCACAUCUAAAAUGGCCGUCGUGUUUGAGAGGCAAGAGAACAGUUUGUUUUUUCUACUUCACGGCCUCUGACAAACGUGGAAGGAAGCUGGUCGGUUACACGGAGGACAGAAAAGAGAAGCUGGAUGAUGAAGAUGUCGCUGGAGCGCCGCACGUGCUGAAGUGUCAGCUUUUGUACAAAAUGUAAAUAGAGGUAAUGUAGGGGGGGAAAAAGGAUAUUUGCAUUUAUUUAUGAAGGGAAUAAAUCUUAAUAUAUCUUGUAUAGCUCUGUUGACCAGUUACAACCCCGAUGUGAGUUUUAUUUUUUAGAAUGAGAUAAGUUUCAGGUUACUGCUUCAGGCAGGUGUUACUGUUCGUGUGUUACAGCAUUUCACACCAUGUUCCGUCAUUUCCGUCAAUCAGGAGUCCGUCAGUGUAUAUAUAGCUCAUGGAGUCUACUUUUUAAAAAGAAGUUGUUUUUUUUUAUUUUGGUUGAUAUGAAGAAAAAAGAAAGCCGUUUUGUCCUUACUGGAGCUCAGACGAAAUAGAAGUUUUGCAGCCAGAAGGAAAGAGGCAAAGAAACUGUGGUAAAAAAAAAAAAAAAGAAGAUACUAACAUGUCAUGUUUCUGUUUUUCAUUUCCCACAAACAUUUCCUGUUGUUACCUUAUAAUCCAGAGGCAUGAAGUGCUCCUGUCAGACUGUAACAUGAUGUAAAGCAGAGCGGGGGAGUUCAGUCAGUUACUAAAAACAGUGGAGGGGAGGAGAGAUGCACUAUGGGAGAUUUACAUACAGUACUUUGCACUAUGGAGCUCCCACUGGCCAGGUGGGCUGAUAGUGUGUGUGUUACAACAAUACUUAGGACCCCCCCCCCCCCCCCUCACACUGUCAAUGCAUCAGCUCAAUGGGAUCAGUGGAACGAUGUCAGAGGGUUAAAUAUCCGCCCGCCGUCCCAAAAAAAAAAAAAAAAAAAAGUGCCUUUUCUUCAAAGACUGCUGAUCUGAUAAGAUAUCAAUGUAUCGACAAUCUAUUGAAGGAUUAUUCCGUCACACAGCGGAGGACGCAGAAGUUUCAGGUCACAAAACGUCCUCUGUGGAGAAAGAAAGAAAAAUGUCUUUUAUUUAAGCUAUGUUGCUUUUCAAACUUUGAAAGUGUGCUGAUAUAAUAUAUUGUUGUUGUUGUUUUCGUUGGUUUUAAAUGUGAUUCAAAUGAUCCAUGUUUCAUUUUUUCUUAUUAAAAAGGCAAAAAAUGUGGGAA